Messenger RNA from Lathyrus oleraceus (garden pea), 1396 nucleotides. RefSeq names its product GDSL esterase/lipase At5g33370. Gene Ontology annotation, molecular function: hydrolase activity, acting on ester bonds. Lineage: Eukaryota; Viridiplantae; Streptophyta; Magnoliopsida; Fabales; Fabaceae. The transcript is spliced from 5 exons. The coding region runs from base 91 to 1182 and encodes 363 amino acids. The record is from RefSeq and is a predicted model, not a curated record.
UUCAUCAUUCUUUCUUAUUUACUAACUCGAAUUUCAACAUUAUAUAUACCCCCCUUCUCUUUUCCAUCUUCAUACUCACUAUCUCAUUCAAUGGCUACCUCUUUUCUCAUUUGUUUUUCUCUAACAAUAACAACCUUUGUUGCUUCUGUUUCUGCUCAACAACCACGAGCUUUCUUCGUUUUCGGAGAUUCUCUAGUUGACAGCGGUAACAAUGACUUUCUUGCCACCACCGCCCGAGCUGACGCUUAUCCAUAUGGCAUUGAUUAUCCAACUCACAGACCUACCGGACGUUUCUCUAACGGCCUAAACAUCCCAGACCUAAUCAGUUUGGAGCUUGGCUUAGAACCAACACUUCCAUAUUUGAGUCCUCUACUCGUUGGAGAGAAGCUUCUUAUUGGUGCCAAUUUUGCAUCUGCUGGAAUCGGAAUUCUCAACGAUACCGGAUUCCAGUUUUUGCAUAUAAUCAGAAUCUACAAACAACUAAAGCUAUUUCAAGUGUAUCAGAAAAGAGUAAGCGCACACAUUGGUUCAGAGGGAGCAACCAACUUAGUCAACAGAGCACUUGUACUAAUCACUCUUGGUGGCAAUGAUUUUGUUAACAAUUACUAUUUAGUCCCUUAUUCCGCAAGAUCUCGCCAAUUUUCUCUCCCGGAUUAUGUUAGAUAUCUCAUUUCCGAGUACCGCAAAGUUCUUAGGAAACUUUAUGAUUUGGGAGCACGUAGGGUUCUUGUAACAGGAACGGGACCAAUGGGGUGUGCACCAGCUGAAUUAGCCAUGAGAAGUAGAAACGGCAAUUGCGACGUGGAAUUGCAAAGAGCUGCAUCAUUAUACAAUCCACAACUUGUUGAUAUGAUCAGAGGACUUAACCAACAAAUCGGUUCUGAUAUCUUUGUUGCUGCAGAUGCAUAUAGAAUGCAUAUGGAUUUCAUUUCCAACCCUCAAGCUUAUGGAUUUACAACAUCGAAAGUAGCGUGUUGCGGACAAGGGCCAUACAACGGAAUCGGGCUUUGUACGCCAGCUUCAAAUUUGUGUCCAAACAGAGAGCUUAACGCAUUUUGGGAUGCAUUUCAUCCAUCUGAGAAAGCUAGUAAAAUCAUAGUCCAACAGAUUCUUAGGGGAAGCACUCAGUACAUGUACCCUAUGAAUCUCUCCACCAUCAUGGCCUUAGAUUCCAUGACUUGAUCAAUCAUUCAUCCACAACAUUUCUGAGAAAGUGUGUCAAUUAGUUGUAAGAGGUUAUCAUGGUAUCGUUUGUUGUCCAAUUUAGUUUCUGAAGUUAUUGAUUGAAGUUGAAAAAAGUUUUCGUGUAACGACAAAUAAUGCAGCUAGUUAUAAAGCGGCUAGAAGAUUGAUGUAUGAGAAAUAGUAACAAUUUAUUGGUUUUCUUGUGUUACAA